AUGGUGGCCCAUAUGAUUGAUGGAGCGACUCGCUUGACAGCAUUGCACAUCCUGGACCGCAAGACGGCAAUCAUGAUCAUCGCAGGCAUCACCGGCGGCUGGAUACGACCUCAUGGCCCAAUGAAGCUGCUGAUUGCCGACGUCGAGGGCGGCCUCCAUGGCGAGGAGGCGUCUCAGUGGCUAGAUCGCUGGGGCAUCGAGAUGAAGGCCAAGGAGGAGGGCUCGCACGCGCAGCUGGUGGAACGCCAUCACGACCUGGCGCGCAAGAUCACCCACCGCGUGCGAGGCCAGCUUGCGGAAGAGGGCAUUGUGAUGCCGUUGGAGAUCGUGGUCGCGGAGUGUGCCCUCAUGAAGAACCUCCUCAUCACCGUGGCAGGCUUCAGUCCCUACCAGGCGGUGUACGGCCGGCUUCCGCCACUGCUCUCGGAGUUCGAACCGGUGAGCGAUUGUCAGAUUGACGAUCAGUCUGCUGGUACCCCGGGCAUCUCACGACACCAUCAUCGGCUUCGCGAAGUGGCAAUGCAAGCCAUGGUGGAGACGACCGCGAAGGAUAGGCUGCGGCGUGCGCUUCGAUCCAAGACGCGCGCUCCUCAAGAGGCGCUGCAGCUGGCUGUCGGCGACCAGGUUGACUUCCACCGGCCGCCGAGCACGCAGGAGGAGUCGGGGUCGGACCUCCAGUGCUCGUUCGAUGGCAAGGCCGAGUAUUUCAAGUGCGACCUCAGGACCUUCGACGAAGCCUCGUGCAUGUUCACGAACAACAUCUUCUUCGAGGCCGGAUCGCGCGACCCGGUGUCCACCAUCGUGAGCUACGCAGACCAGCUGGACAGCAAGACCGCGACCAUGGAGCUCGAGGCUCAAGUGGGCCAGCAGCGGAAGCUGGAGCUCCUGCUCCACUGCAUGAGCCGGUGCUUCCUAUCAAAGGAGUACGCGUUCGCCAGCUGGCAGUACAUGAAGGAGCAGGCCGCUCUGCCCGCGGUUGACACCGAGUGCGCCCAGAACGGCUCCUUCUUUGCAGCCCCGGACGCAGAUCACGUGACGGAGGCCAUGGAGGAAAUUUCUGUGAAUUGCCGACCCGACUGCGUCGAGAUCGGCAUAGGCGCUCCGUUGACGUGCUGGGUGUGCCCUGAGGCAGAGCAUGUUCGACGCCCUGGAGCAGGUGAGAUCUACGUCCUGCGCAUCUACAACACGGGCCAGCGCGAGAUCGUUGUAGAACGUGAGAUGAAUGUGCUCCCGCUAGAGGAAGCCCGAGCUCACGAAGUUGAAGUGCGCCAGGCCAUGAAGGACGAGCUCCAGCGCUGGGCGGGCUUGAAAACAUUCCAGCGCUUCCCGAAGGACCAGGCGGACAACGUCAUUGACUCGCGCUGGGUGCUCAAGUGGACGGAGAUCGAUGGCAAGAAGCAGGUGCGCGCGAGACUCACGGUGAGGGACUUCGAGGACAUGCAGUCCCCGGAGCUAUCUACGUUCGCGGGCACUACGACACGAUGGGGACAGCGACUGGUGAACCAGGUGACGGCGCAGCGCAAGUGGCGACUGUUCUCAGUGGACAUCAGCCAAGCUUUCUUGCGCGGCCUCACCUUCGAGCAGGUCGCCGCCAUGGGCGGCGAGGUGAAGCGGAAGGUGCAGUUCACCAUGCCGCCAGGAUCGAUUCCGGUUCUCCGGCAGCUGGAGGGCUACGAGGACUACAACCCUGUGACAGAGGUGUUGUUGCUCCUUCGCUGCGGGUUCGGCCUUAAGGAUGCGCCGAGGCUGCGGCAGGUCAUGUUGAAGCAAGUACUGGAGAAGACUGGGGGCAAGGCGCUCAUCAGCGACCCGCAGAUCUACGUGUGCCACAACGCGAAGGGCGAGCUUCAGAUGAUCAUGGCCUCGCACGCGGGCGACCUGAAGGGCGGCGGCGAGGGCCACCUGCGGGAAAAGGUGCCGAGCAUGAUAGAUGGCGAGUUUGGGAAGCUGAAGCGCCAGUACGACCGCUUCGAGUGCAUCGGCAUCGUGCACGAGCAGGACCUGGUGACUAAGGCGGAUCAGUACGCGAUGGAGAACGAAGAUGGCCAGGUGAGUGCGGGGAGCCACACGGCGCACAUGUCGCUGCUCGGCGGAAUAGCGUGGAUGACGCAGACGAUCGCACCAAUAGCAGUAAAUAUCAGCUACCUCCAGCGACAGGCCAAGAAGCCGAUCGUCAGGGACAUCGGGAAGAUCAACCAGCUGCUGAAAUGGAUCAUGGCGAACGUGAAGCAGCUCGGGGUUCGGUUCAUCGAGUUGGACAUGACCCUCGUACGGCUGGCCGUCAUCAGCGAUUCAGCCUUCCACGCUAUGGAGUUCGAAGGGCUGGCGAUCCGAGGCUGCGUGAUCAGGUUGCUGGAGACCAGUGAUGAGGUGCUUCAGACGGGAUCGACUAACCGGAUCGUGAUGUUGGACUGGUACAGUCGCAAGCAGAACAAUGUGAUCAGGUCUACGUACGCGGCGGAGCUGAUGGCGCUGUUGGACGCGCUCGGCACUGGAACUCUCAUGAACGUGGCGCUGACCGAGAUCAGCGAGGCUGGCGAUUUGCUGUUGAAGACGAUCGCCGCCAUCGACGCGAAGGCAGUGUUUGAUGCCAUCUCCGCCGACACCAUCAAGACCACCACGGACAAGCGGAUGUUCGUGCCGACGCUCGCGGCACGAGAGCAGACUGACCGACUACAGCUGGCUCAGCUCAGUUGGAUCGACACGAUGGACAUGUCGGCGGACGGGCUGACGAAAGGCGAGAUCGACUGGACUGCACUCGUGAGCUGGGCUUCAACUGCGAGUGGCAUCUGA
Prorocentrum cordatum is the source of this 2793-nucleotide messenger RNA. The record is from the annotation of a GenBank genome assembly. NCBI's taxonomy places the organism in Eukaryota, Dinophyceae, Prorocentrales, Prorocentraceae.